Messenger RNA from Candoia aspera, 6617 nucleotides. RefSeq names its product SH3 domain containing 19 (gene SH3D19). NCBI's taxonomy places the organism in Eukaryota, Metazoa, Chordata, Lepidosauria, Squamata, Candoiidae. Gene Ontology annotation, molecular function: protein binding. The transcript has 20 exons. The coding region runs from base 387 to 3437 and encodes 1016 amino acids. The record is from RefSeq and is a predicted model, not a curated record.
UCCUCCUCCUCCUCCUCCUCCCCCUGCUUUUGUUUUACUAUCAGGCGAGAGUCUCGCUUCCUGUUGAUACCGGAAUAUUGUGAAUGGGCAGGGAAACGCCACCUUGGCCCGCUUCCCUCUUUAUCUGCCCUCCGUAGCUGGAUUCGUCCCUCGCUUUCCUGGGCAAUUCCCGGAGGCCGUUUGGGCCGGAACCGAGAAGGCCUGGGCUGCAGCUUCGGGAGAGGGCAGGGAAGGAGAAAAAACAAGGGUCAGCGUCGAAACUGGGACUCCCCGCCCUCUCCGGCGGAAAGCGUCAGGUGCAGGUACGGACAAAGGGUAGCUGGAGUGUCUGCCGUAGGCACAAUGGAGGAAGCUGCCGCCUGAGGGCCGCUUUGUCCCUGACGCCGAUGGCUGAAGCCUGGCGUCUAGAAGAAGACGAGGAGGAGCUGAAAGAGGUCGGCAGAAGGCACCGGAGGGCGCUUUUAAAUCCUGUGACAGAUCGUUCAGAAAGAAAUAAACCAGACCACCGCUCAUCAGGCCAAGGUCCCCUGUCAUCUAUUAAGGCAGUGAUCAAGAGAACUUCUCGGACAUCUUAUCACAGUGAACAGCAAAGAGAAAGAAGACGCCCUGAAAUAACAAUAGUUGCAGCUGAGCCACUUGGGCCAUCCUCCUGGUUUCCAGGUGGAAAUCGUGUCCCUCAACAAGGGCUAGUGUUCCAGUCUACUCAUAGCCAGACACCUUGGAGAGCCAGUGAACUUGUUCCAGCUGAGCCACCUUCAUAUGAGCAGGUAAUCAAAGAAAUCAAUCAAGUGCAAAUCAUCCCACCCAGCAAUAAUAAUGCUGCCUGUGCUGCUAAUUCUAGAUGUACUACUACAUCUUCAACACAGACUGACUUUCCAGAAGAGAUAAUCAGCAAUUUACCAGGAAUAAAUGUGAAAAAUAAUCUGUCCAUUCUCUCUGAAUGCAAAAAUACUCCAGCUAUACAUAUUUCUCAGAAGCCACCUAGACCUUCUUCAUCUCUGCUAAACAGCAGUCCUCCCCAAAAUGAACAACUCUUAGUUAUCUUAGAAGACCAGACAUCUCAGGAGAAGUCUAAUGCUGUGAUAUGUCCUGUGCCAAAACCAAGAUCAAAAGGCAACCUGAAACCUGUGGCUAAAGACAAUCAAGCAAACAAUCAGGAACAAACAAGCCAGUCAAGGAGUGAAAGGGAUGAGUUAUCCAAUCAUUUGAUGUUCCUAUUAGAUGAUAGCCUUAAGGACAGUCAUAUAGUAAUAGACAGCAUGGAUACAGACAAGAACCAAAGUAACGUAUUAUCACAGAUUAAAUCAUUUGAAAUGCAAGGGACCGUUGACACUUCAGGACUAAGCAAGAAACCAGAAGUAUCUCCACGCUCAUUAGGCCCCAAACCUAUAAUUAGUGCAAAAAAGCCUGUGGUGGCACCAAAGCCAGGAGUUAGCAGAGCAUCAGGAGAGUGGGAGUCUUGGACAGAAAACAAACAAAAAGCCAUCUCCCAAGAGAAGCCCCUUCAGUCUCAGGAAGUUGGGAGCAAUAUUAUAACCAAGCCUGAAUUGCCAAAGAAACCAACAUCAAUGACUGUAAAGAGUAAUAGCAAUGGGCUCCUUAAUUCGGGAAGCAGGUCAGCAUUGGAGAAUACUGAUGGACAGAGAAAACUUCCCAUUCCUGCUCCUAGGCCACUUGUUCCCAAGAAGUCAGUCUCUUUUGAAAGUCCUUCUUUUCCUGUGCUUCCCCUGAAACCAACAAGUACUGUUCCCAAACUCUCCAUAGCUGCCCAGUCAAAUGCCUUUAGAUCCCCAGUGGACUGUUUUCCAAGCGAUGUUGUAGCAUCUCCAACACAAAAUAUUAGUUCUGCAGAAGGAGAUCUGAUCAGCUUUGAUGAUGAUGAUUUAUCUUCUAACACAGUCAGAAAUCUUCAAGAAGGUUCUCAGUCAGAAUCAGAUCUUACCAUCUUGCCAUCUAAAGCUGAGUCAGCAAAAGAGAAAGCAGUUCAGCCAGCUGUUGUGCGGAAACCUACUGUGAUCCGAAUCCCUUCUAAACCAGCAAAAGCUUUAAACAACAUUCUGGAAAGUCCUCCUCCACUACCUAUAGAGAAACCAAUUGGGAACACAUCUGCAACUGGAAAACCCAAUAACAUCAAAAUAAUUAAAAAGGAACCUGAACAGCCUAGCUUGAUACAGCCAUUCAAGAAUGUCCCUGUUCUGCCUCCAAGACCCGUUGAGGGGAAAAUCAUACCGGCUCGACCUUCUCCACCUAAAGGUGCCCCAGGAAGACCACCACCACCAAAAUCUACCAAAACUUCAUCACAUGCUGAUAGAUUUCCACGCUCAUCAUCUGAUGUGUCACUCCAUAAGAAACCUAGCAUGCUUGGAUUAGGAAUCAAGAAAACAAAGAGUGAUAUUUUUAAAAAUCAUGGCUCAGUUUUACCCCCUCGACCCAAGCCAGGUCAUCCUCUAUACAAUAAAUACAUGCUUCCUGUGCCUCAGGGGAUUGCUAAGGAAGAAAUUUCUUCUCAAAAUGCUGGACAUCUCUCUUGCAAGGAUUCAGCUAAUAUGCGGAAGAUUAGCGAUUCAAGUGUUCCACAUGCGAUAGUGCUGCAUAAUUUCAUAGCAGAACAUACUGAUGAUUUGGACCUUAGUACUGGAGAGACUGUUUUUCUUCUGGAAAAAAUAGACGAUGAGUGGUACAGAGGAAAAUGCAAGAACCGCACCGGGAUUUUUCCUGCUAGCUUUGUCAAAGUUAUUAUUGAUAUUCCAGGAGAAAACAGCUGGAAAGAAGAGCAGUUUUCACCAUCCAAUAUUGUAGGCCCAAGAUGUAGAGCUAGAUUUGAAUACAUUGGAGACCAGAAAGAUGAAUUAAGUUUUUCAGAAGGUGAAAUUAUUAUUUUGAAGGGGUAUGUCACUGAAGAAUGGGCCAAAGGAGAACUGAGAGGUACUUCUGGAAUUUUUCCCUUAAACUUUGUGGAAGUUAUCGAAGAUCUAUCUGAAUCAGGUGAUGGUGGCUUCCAACUGAGGAAUAAAAACUCAGGACCAAUGACACAGCUGGAAGGACAAGCUGGACAGUGGUGUGAUGCUCUUCAUGAUUUUACAGCAGAAACACAGGAGGACUUACCAUUUCAAAAAGGAGAUCAUAUUUUGAUAUUAGAACAUUUGGAUUCAGAGUGGUACAGAGGGAGGUUAAAUGGAAAGGAAGGCAUUUUCCCAGCUGUGUUUGUUCAUGUUUGUUCAGGUGGAACACAAUCAUCACAACCUCAGGGAGUGAAGAGACUGAAAGCUAAGGCCUUGUAUGAUUUUCAUGCAGAGAACACUGAUGAACUUUCUUUCAAAGUUGGUGAUAUCAUAACAGAGCUAGAAUCUGUAGAUGAAGAAUGGAUGAGUGGAGAAUUACAAGGCAAAUCUGGAAUAUUUCCAAAGAAUUUUGUGCAAAUUCUACAUCUCUCCUAAGGUGAAAUCCAGUUCUGGAGCAUUGCUUUUACAAGUGAAUACUUCACCUGAAGAGAAGAAUGUUAUAUUCUGGGCAGCAGAGAGAUUAUGAUCAUAAUCAUUUGAUCUAGACUAUCGAAUGCACUUUUGCACUAUUUUUGUAAAAUGUAUACUAAACUGUACAAUAUUUUGUUUUUAGUUGAAACUGAGACCCACACAUUUUUUUAAAACAAAAAGAAUACAAAGCCUUAUUAUUUAAACUAGGCACGUUUUAAUCAUUUUAUAUUUUCUCUAAAGUCCAGUGAAUUCUUAAACACGGCUUAAGUAGCUUCUUAUUUACAAAACAAAUCCCACACUACAGUUGGCAAGUCAUGUUUUCAAAACUUCCAACAGUUUUGCUACACAAAAGCAAUAAUUCCUGAUAUAUAAAUAAGGUCAUCAUGGUAAAAAGUCUGGGCUUUUUUUCUUUACUUAAACCAAUUAAGUUAAAUUGCUUAUGAAUGCAUCAGUUACUUUUAGCCUGGACUGAAGUAUCCUGAAAUGACUGGAUUCUAUGAAUUAAAGUGCCUUACACUAGGACAGACAUUAGUCUGUUUAGUCCAGGUUUCUAUCCUAGCUACUAAUGGCUCUCCAGGAUCUUUCAAACAGUGUUGAUUCCCAGCAUUUGCUGCCUGACCCUUUUUAAUGGACAUGUGCAAGAUACGUACUGUACAAUAGGGCUGUGCAAAACAGCCCUAUUGAAUGAGAUCCAUUGCAGUGUACAGCAGGUACAAAAUGUCUGCUUUGGUUAAAAGUAUCCACGUCUUUUUCCAAGUCUCAUACUGCUGCUUCAGAAGCUGUUCUGAACUAUCUCCACAUGCACAUGUAUAUGUUUAAUCAGCCCUAAAGUAUAAAAAUUGUAUAUAUUUUAUGACAAGUAACUUUUCUUAUUACUUCCAGCAAACAAACUUGCAGCUAUAGAGAUUCCUUACUUUCUGCAGCCAGUGGGUUCUGCUCUAUCAUAAUCUUAACUUAUAUCUAGAGUGGUUCUUCGAAGAUUCAUCGUUCUUCUUGGAUCCUUUAUUAUCUAAUAUCAUUUUGGAUCUUUUAAAUUGGGUGAUGCUACCCAUUGCCUUAUUCUUGUUGAAUCUGUUUUCAGGAAUUAAGGAUGUUCAGAAAACUAGCAGUGCUAAGUGAUGGAAGAAUAUGUUUCACAGGCCUUGCUACCAAGACUACCCUUACAAAAGUAGUUAUUACUAUAAAUUUGUACUACAGCCUGUGUUGUCCUUUAACCUCUAUCUCCUCAAUCUCCAACUUUAUGUCAUUUGAACGUUAAAAAAUGCAACUUAAAAUUAAACUUACAAGUCCCAUUUCUGCCCUAUAGUUACCCAAGAUUUCAUUCUUAAAAAUUGUGAUUUCUGGUCAGUUUUACCAGAUAUUAAUAUUAAAUGUUUUAUAAACUCUGAUAGGCUUAAUGUACCUAAAACAUAGUUCCUCCUAUCUCUCAAGACUUAAAUAAGUAAAAAAUGGGUCCAUAAUCCAUUCUCUCCUGCUCUAGUAUCAAUAUUACAUUUCUCCUUUUCACUCUGUGGCUUUUGGGAGGGGAAAAAAAAGGUAGUUAAGCACAUAGUCACAGCCUUGCCUAUAAUUGUUGGAAAAUUACUUUUAUGUGUAAGGGAUGCACAUUUACAGGCACAGCUAGCAAGAAUAAAUUUAACUAGAUAAAUAAUGAAAGUUCUUUCACAUUGCCCUGUUUUUCCUUAAAAAAAAAAGCCCUUUUGAUAGUUGGGGGGGAAAAAGCAAGCAGGAGCAGGUUCCCUUUGCAGAGCUCUUACACCCUCAUUUUCCAGAAUAGCUAGCUAGCUAAGCCACAAAAUACAUAAUCUCGUGGAUUCAGAAGCCAGGCCAUCAUUGUGAUCAGCUAACCUACUGCAGUUGUGGUUUGCAAGGAGUGCUUUGACCACAAUUUCACCCAUGCUCUUAAUUAAGGCCAGACUUUAAACCGAACUACACUUUGGUUUGAGGUUUAGCAUAUUGUGUGAAUUGAAUUAUCUUUACAUUAGAGGACAAAAGCAAUGAAAAAUCUUAAGCAACAUUUUGCUUUUGAUUCAAUCAGUGUGUUGCUUAUUCAUAAAAUGGUAAUUUCCUAUUUUAAUUUUUCGUCAUGCAUGCUUCCUGUUCUCAGUGGCUUGUUUUGGCACUUACAAAUGAGACUAUUCGAUAUCUAAUAUUAAUCAAGAUUUCUGUUUAAAAACUGCAAGAAAAUAUACACCUGUUAGGUAAUUUUAUUUGAAAGUUUUUCUUCUUCCCUAGGUUUUGGUCAUUCUUUAAGAAUAAAAUAGCUACACGAUAAAAAAAAUAAAUACAUAAUCAAAAUUCAGCUUUCCAGUAAGGAGAUAUAGGAGCUAAAUUACAUGAACAUAGUGUUAUCAUCAAGUAGUGUGAAGUUGGUUAGUGAAGCAGAACCCACCCCUCACAAAGCAACCCUUGUUGCUAUCUCAUACGUUUUGCUAUUUUUUUUUUUUUUAAGAAUGAUGGAUCAUAUUUUCUAUAUAUGUUGACUGGAUUAUUUAGGCUUGUGAAGGUCACUGGAAACCACUAUCUACCAGACUGCAAUGUUUGUUAAAAAUGAUGGCUUUUUAAACUUUUCAUAACUCAUAUAUUUUCAGAUUUUGUAUUUUCCCAUAUUCAUUCUCAAGUAACUGAGAAUUGGUUGUUGUUUGGUGUUACUAAUGGAAAUGCACUAAUUACUAUUUUCUACAUUAGUAGUAAAUGUGGCUACUUUUAUAUCAUUGUUUAAAGCAAGCAAGCAUCCAACUGAGCAAGCUUUGUUAUCUAUGUAUUCAGAUUGCCAAAUACAGCUACUUCACUUGAAGAGUGCCAUAUAAAGGCUUUUAAUACAGUGUUAAUAGUGUUAAGUUGAGAAAUGCUAAUGACAUUCCCAUUUAAGAAACUGUUACCGGUUUCUAGAAUGAAGUUUUAAAGUAUGAUCAUAUGCUGUAAGAUCACAAAGAUCUUAGAUCUAAAGAUCACAUGCUAAAGAUCAAGACUCUCAAAUACAACAGAAGUACAGCAAUUAGCUGAAUGUAUAAAUACAUAAUGUAUUUAUAAAUGUAAACCAGGUUAUUAUAGCAGCUAUUUAAUCUCCAGAUCAAUUUAAUGAAUUUUCUUCAGAGAUUACACAGAUGUAUACAAAAUAAAUACUUUUGCUUCAGGAAACUU